Molecule: messenger RNA, 2145 nt
Organism: Pipistrellus nathusii (Nathusius's pipistrelle)
Lineage: Eukaryota; Metazoa; Chordata; Mammalia; Chiroptera; Vespertilionidae
Source: the annotation of a GenBank genome assembly
AUGGCGGCCAACAUGUACCGGGUCGGAGACUACGUCUACUUCGAGAACUCCUCCAGCAACCCCUACCUGAUCCGGAGGAUCGAGGAGCUCAACAAGACGGCCAACGGGAACGUGGAGGCCAAGGUGGUGUGCUUCUACCGGCGGCGGGACAUCUCCAGCACGCUCAUCGCGCUGGCCGACAAGCACGCCACCCUGUCCGUCUGCUACAAGUCCGGGUCCGGGGCGGACGGCGAGGAAGGGGAGAUGGAGGAGGAGAUGGAGAACCCCGAGAUGGUGGACCUGCCCGAGAAGCUGCGGCACCAGCUGCGCCACCGCGAGCUGUUCCUGUCAAGGCAGCUGGAGUCGCUGCCCGCCACGCACAUCAGGGGGAAGUGCAGCGUCACUCUGCUCAACGAGACCGAGUCGCUCAAGUCCUACCUGGAGCGGGAGGACUUCUUCUUCUACUCCCUCGUCUACGACCCGCAGCAGAAGACGCUGCUGGCCGACAAGGGCGAGAUCCGCGUGGGCAACCGGUACCAGGCGGACAUCACGGACCUGCUGAGGGAAGGCGAGGAGGACGGCCGCGACCAGGCCAAGCUGGAGACCAAGGUGUGGGAGGCCCACAACCCGCUGGUGGACAAGCAGAUCGACCAGUUCCUGGUGGUGGCCCGCUCCGUGGGCACCUUCGCCCGGGCCCUGGACUGCAGCAGCUCCGUCCGGCAGCCCAGCCUGCACAUGAGCGCCGCUGCCGCCUCGCGGGACAUCACCCUGUUCCACGCCAUGGACACGCUGCACAGGAGUGUGUACGACGUUGCCAAGGCGAUCUCGGCGCUGGUGCCGCAGGGCGGGCCGGUGCUGUGCCGGGACGAGAUGGAGGAGUGGUCGGCCUCGGAGGCCGGCCUGUUCGAGGAGGCGCUGGAGAAGUACGGCAAGGACUUCACGGACAUCCAGCAGGACUUCCUGCCCUGGAAGUCGCUGACCAGCAUCAUCGAGUAUUACUACAUGUGGAAGACCACCGACAGAUACGUGCAGCAGAAACGCUUGAAAGCCGCUGAAGCAGAGAGCAAGUUAAAGCAAGUUUAUAUCCCCAACUAUAACAAGCCAAACCCGAACCAGAUCAGCGUGAACAGCGCGAAGGCGGGCGUGGUGAACGGCGCGGGGGCUCCCGGCCAGACCCCCGGGGCCGGCCGGGCCUGCGAGAGCUGCUACACCGCCCAGUCUUACCAGUGGUAUUCUUGGGGUCCCCCUACCAUGCAGUGUCGCCUCUGCGCGCCCUGUUGGACGUACUGGAAGAAAUAUGGUGGCUUGAAAAUGCCAACCCGCCUAGACGGAGAGAGGCCCGGCCCAAACCGCAGUAACAUGAGCCCCCAUGGCGUCCCGGCCCGGAGCAGCGGGAGCCCCAAGUUCGCCAUGAAGACGCGGCAGGCCUUCUACCUGCACACCACCAAGCUCACCCGCAUCGCCCGGCGCCUGUGCCGCGAGAUUCUGCGGCCCUGGCACGCCGCCCGGCACCCCUGCCUGCCCAUCAACAGCGCCGCCAUCAAGGCCGAGUGCACGGCUCGGCUGCCUGAAGCCUCGCAGAGCCCCCUGGUGCUGAAGCAGGCCGUGCGGAAGCCCCUAGAAGCUGUGCUCCGCUAUCUCGAGACCCACCCCCGCCCCCCCAAGCCCGACCCCGGGAAGAGCGUGCCCGGGGUGCUGGGCGGCCUCGCCCCCGCCAAGUCCGCCCCCGUCAUCAACCACGGCUCGCCCACCAUCCUGGGCAAGAGGAGCUACGAGCAGCACAACGGCGUGGACGGCACCAUGAAGAAGCGCCUCUUGAUGCCCAGUAGGGGCCUGACGAACCACGGACAGACCAGGCACAUGGGACCAAGCCGGAACCUCCUGCUCAACGGGAAGUCGUACCCCACCAAAGUGCGCCUCAUCCGGGGGGGCUCCCUGCCCCCCGUGAAGCGGCGGCGGAUGAACUGGAUCGACGCCCCUGACGACGUGUUCUACAUGGCCACCGAGGAGACCAGGAAAAUCCGCAAGCUGCUCUCGUCCUCGGAGACCAAACGGGCCGCCCGCCGGCCUUACAAGCCCAUCGCCCUGCGCCAGAGCCAGGCCCUGCCGCCCCGGCCGCCCCCGGCCGCGCCCAUCAACGACGAGCCCAUCGUCAUCGAGGACUAG